Messenger RNA from Striga asiatica, 1985 nucleotides. The record is from the annotation of a GenBank genome assembly. Lineage: Eukaryota; Viridiplantae; Streptophyta; Magnoliopsida; Lamiales; Orobanchaceae.
AUGCCUAAGAUGAAAUUCAUUGUAACUCGUAAUGAUGACAAUUUAUCACUUGGUGUAGGUGUGGAUGAACGCGAGCAUUUGACCUGCCUACGUCAUUCUUCAAGUCUAGCAUUAUUGCUCUGGGUCUCCGAUUGGAACAGCUCAAGGAUGAAAGUUGAAUUACUUCCUUCGAGUUCCUCUUACACUGAUGAGGAUGACAGAAAUCUGAAGCAAUUGCUCGAGGCUUUUAGUUCUGUCGUCUCUCUCGAGGACAUCGCGUCGGCCUAUUGCGAAACUGGUCGAGACUUAAACUCGACUGCUGAACGACUCUGUAUCUUGCUGAGUAGCCAUAGUGGAGCUUCUUCGCAAGUAGCGCCAGAUAAUGUUGAAAACACGUUUAGUUUGUCCUCUGGAUGUGCAUCCAAUGACAUUCCGGAUAAUGCUCUUUUAACUAAACCAAAGACGAAGAAAGUUUCAGCAUCUGUGGGGUCCAUUUCUGAUGUGAUUGGCAAAGAUUACUUUAGAUCUAGAAAUAAGUCAGAUGGACAGACUCAGAAGUUGAAACCAGUGAAAAUAAAUUCAGAUGAAUUUCCAGAUUCCAUGAUCUGGGAUGAGAAAAAGGAGUCAGCCUCUUCCUCGCAUGGUGAAUCCAUGGACAGGGAUAUUCAGGAAUUUCUUUGCAAAAUGCUCGAGGAUGGAUUCCAGCUAGAAAAGAAUGUGAUCCAGGAUGUUAUGGGUGAAUGUGGGUACAAUAUCCCAAUGAGUAUUGAUAAACUGAUUGACCUAUCCGCUGCAAACCUAGAGAAGAGUGAUGAUGUUAUUGGCGUAACUUCUGGAAAUACUACAAAGAACAGCCUUGGUCUGGGUUCCAGUUCUAGCAGAACACAAGCACCAGCUAUUCCUUUUUCUGGAAGGCCAUACAAUGGUAUGAGCUGGGCAGAUGAAGUUGAACUAUCCGAGGCUGGAACAAAAACGAAAGAUGUACAAAGAGAAGUUCUGGAGGCACUAUUUACCGGGCCCGACAGGUUCGAAAAAAAAGUGUCCGCUCCUCCAGUUAGACCAAUUCGGCGGUCAUCAGCCCACGGUGCGUGCAAAUUUUGUGCAUUAGGUGAUGAAUCUGACAAGAUGAGUUAUGAGGACUUGAGAAAAGCUGUGGCUGAGUAUUGGGUCAUUAUGAAAGAGUACUAUAAGGCUUCGGUGGAAGCAUAUACUAGAAAGGAUUAUGAAAAUGCGUCAAAGCUUCUGGAAGAGGGCAACUUCUAUAUGAGGAAGGCUCGUGAAGCAGAUGAACUAUCUGCAAAGAAGCUUAUUGAGGACAGUGACGAGGAGGAAGAAUUCUCCAUUAACAUGCACUAUCUGGAUCCAAAGGAUGCUCUGCAGAAUAUGAGGCUUCAUUUGACUACUCUUUCUGGUUUGCCAUGUUUUGGAGUUGAUGUUUAUAUGUCAGCUGUUCGCUAUCUGAAGGCUGUAGUUGGGACAGAUGGUAGAGACAAAAAAGAUGGGCGGCGUAAGCGUCUGAUCACUAAGCUUCUGGAGAAGGAGGGAAUCCCUUGGACUGAGGAAGGAAAUGGAUGGAUAAUAUCAAUUCGGGCAGACGAACUUGAUCCAAGGAGUCUGAGUUUCGCCAGCAAAUGAACAAAUUAAAAUGUAAUUAGUUUUCGAUUUUAUGCUACUAUCUCAGAGAAGCUCACAAUGAGGGCCAUCUUAUUUUGUCUCAUUUGUGCCCUUCUUUAACUAUAGAGCUAUCGAGGAAGUACGUGCUUUUUGUUUCCCUUUACUUACACGGGAAUUUUAUGCGCCGAAAAAAGAGAAAUAACUUUUAUGAUUGCAUGUAAUCAAAACCGUGCUUGUUAUGAGAAAAAUGAUAGGGAAAUGUUUGAUGCCAUGCAUGUUAGGUGUUAUUAAAAAAAAUGAUGAGAAAAUUUUCGCAUUUAGUGCAAAUUACUGUCAAAAUUGUGGGAGCACCAUCGUGUCUCCCUUAGCAGUUCACUUGAUUUGGCGUUAAG